Molecule: messenger RNA, 2178 nt
Organism: Brassica rapa (field mustard)
Lineage: Eukaryota; Viridiplantae; Streptophyta; Magnoliopsida; Brassicales; Brassicaceae
Product: anthocyanin synthase
Source: RefSeq, a predicted model, not a curated record
GUUUAACAUAAAUCUUAUGAUAAUAUCCGAAUCUUGAAAACAAAAUAUAUCAGAGUACUAAACAAAGUCUUCAAAAUAAUGUUUACGGAGUGGCACGUUUUGGCCUGGCUUGCCUCUUAUCAAACGGUUAUUUUGUCCCAAGCAACAUGCUUCUUCAGUUCUUCUGUAUAUUAUAAUAUUGUCAUCUACAUGGGACGUUACUCAAAAGGAUAAUCAAACAAAAAUCCUUGGAAAACAUUAAAACAAUGGAGAAGCCAAAAUUUAAGACUGUUCAAGAGGUAAUUUGCGACGAAGGACUACCGGAAAGAUACCUCUACACAUCCACUGGAGACAUUGAAGGUCAAUCUCUUAACUGUUUGGUGCCGGAGAUGGAUAUUCCGGCCAUAGAUCUUUCUCUCCUCCUCUCUUCUUCUGAUGAUGGUCGAGAGGAGUUGCGUAAACUGCACUCCGCCCUCUCUACAUGGGGCGUUGUUCAGGUCAUGAAUCAUGGAAUUACAGAAGCGCUUCUGGAAAAGAUUUACGAGGUAACUAAGCAGUUCUUUGCGCUUUCGACUGAAGAGAAACAAAAGUAUGCAAGAGAAACUGGUAGUUUCCAAGGAUAUGGAAACGACAUGAUACGGUUGGAUGAUCAAGUUCUCGAUUGGACCGAUCGCUUGUACCAUACUACUUACCCCAAAGAUCAACGACAACUUAAAUUCUGGCCUAAAGUCCCUACUGAAUUCAGUUUUAUAUGAAUUGGAGUGUGUCCCACCGAAGUGGAGGGAAGAAGAAAGUCACUUAACAAGCUAGUGUGAGGUGUUUGGAGAGUGGGCUGAGGUAUCUUCUCAGUGCAAUAAUGAUGUAGUGGAGGAUUCAAACAUCAGGUCUGAAAGAGAUGGAGGUGCUCUCCACAAGGCUUAUCAUGGAGCUAUCACGCGUUUACAAUCAAGUUUAGACCUUCCCUAUACUCGGUCUCAAGGUUGAGGGGGAGCGUAGAUGAGCUUGCACGAUAAGAGAAGGAGUUGUUAAGCUCAGCAAGCCAUGGAUUAAAGUGGUGUGUGAAGAGCAGCCACUCCUCACUAUUUAUACAAGGGAGUAAACCUGAUCUUUAUCUCUUCAUAUACAUUCAUGAUAGGUUUAUCUCUUGAAAACAUCAAUAACUUAGUCAACAACUGUUUCAAAUACCACAAUUUAAAGACCAUGAAAUAUGUCUUUGUUCAAGUUUUUUUGUUUUUAUUUAUAUAUUUUUACAUAUAGUAAUUUGUUUAGUGUUAGUACUUGUUCCGUUUCAAAAUAUUGCAUGUUUUGAAAUUUUCACGCAUAUUGAUAAAAUGCAUUAAAUUUAAUAUUAAACACAUAUUUUGUGAUUAUCUAUUUCACGUAGUUUAAUUAUGAAAUCUACAAUUAAUCAUUUUUAAUUGAUAAAAAUAUACUGAAAAUAUUUUUAAAAAAAUUGAAACAAUUUUUUUUUUCUUCAUCAGGUUUUUAAAGAGAUGGAGGCAGAUACUUUAGCAAGUCAAAAGACAUUUUUCAUGUUUACUUUAACCACAUUUACCAUAAUUUUAAAGGGGAAAAUACAUUUAUAAUCUAGGUUAACUAAUUUAGACUUAGUAAUUUGAGUUGAGGGGUAUAAUAAGAUUUUUGGAAUGUGGAGUCUAGUGUUCUAAUAAAUAUAUAAAUAAACACUAAAACAAUUUAAUUUAAUUUUAAAUAGUUUCAUUUUUUUUUGAAUUUCAAAAAGCAAAUUUGAAAAAAAUAAAAUAAAAUUCGAAACAAAUUCCCAAAAAAAUCGAAUUUAAAAAAGUGAAAUUCAAAAACAUAGAAAAAAUUAUCCUUUUAUUUUUUUUGUUUAUAUUACUAUUUAUUAUAUAUUUAUAUAAUGUAAUAGUAUAAGAGUAUUUGUCUCUUAAUGAAUAAGAUAUUUUUGAAAAUAUCUCUUUAUUGAUGUUAAACAUGAAUAAGUGUACGAACAAAGUGGUAAACAUGAAAAUUCACCAAAUAACAAUCACAUGGGAACAUCCAAUGAUUCCCCGUAAAUUUCAGAUUAACUUACUAACGUAUUACUAGUUACUCGCUAAUAAUAACGCAUAACUUCGUAUCAAGCCCGGUUCAGGAAAAUUAAAGGCUGGAAGCAAAAAAAAAUAUUGUGGGCCUAUAACUUUUAAUAAUUUAAUAAAAAAGAGGAAAAUUUUAAAAACC